AUGGGGCUCGUUCAACAUGUUGAACCGCUGGCCCAGGUGGUGUUCGCUCAUUGGGCCGUGGCUAUCGUAGCGACUGUGUCAUUCUAUGCUUCAUUCCGUUGUUUCUACAACCUGUACUUCCACCCAGCAGCCAAGUAUCCCGGACCAAGACUCGCAGCUAUCUCCAAUAUCUGGAUAACCGGAAAGUAUCCAUCCGUGAUCGCAAAGGCUCAUGAGAAGUACGGCGACGUCGUCCGCAUUUCUCCGAACGAACUUGUAUUUAUCACUCCCAAGGCCGCAUCAGACAUCUUUGCUUCUCAAGUCAAAGGCUUGGAGUAUUUCCUUAAAGCCGACUUCAUCAGCCUUGGGUGGCCGGAUCAGGGUAUCACCUGGGAAACUGAUCCAGUCAAACAUCAUCAGAAAGCCAAAUGGCUUUUGCCGUCUUUCAGCGCCAAAUCACUCAGAGAAAAGGAAGACGUCAUGCAUAAGUACAUUGAUAUCUUCGUCCAGAACAUGAUGGAACUUGGCAAUGGAAAGGAAGGGAUCGAGCUCAGGAAGUGGGCGGACUGGCUGGCUAUGGACAUAGCAGCCGACCUAGGCUACAGCCGCGAAAUGAGGCAGCUGGAGGAAAAGAGACCUUCGCCCUACCUGGAAUCCAUAUGGGCGGCCAACUUCUUCGUCACCAUGCACACAACCGCCAAGAAGUUCCCUCUCCUCGGUUGGCUACAGUACUUCUCGGUGCCACCCUCAGCCAUUGUGAACUAUGUCGCAGCGCUUGGCGCCAACAAGAAGGCGUUCUAUAAACGCAUUGACGCCCUUGGUCAAACGCAACACCCGGAUCAUUUUGGCCACCUGCUUGAUCCCGAGUCGCCGCUUCCUGCAAAAAGAUACCUGCAGUCGUUAGAGGCUAUUUGUCUCCAUCUGCUGCCCGCGGGCUAUGAGCCGAUCUCAAGCUCGUUCUUCGGUAUCAUUGCGUUUUCCCUGCAGGACCGCGGGAACCACGGGCGGCUUGUCAAGGAGAUCAGAGAUGUGUUCAUAAGCUACGAAGAUAUCGCGGUUGAUACUGUGACCCGUCUGGACUUUUUGCACGCCACGGUCAUGGAGCAGCUGCGCGUGGCCGUGGUUGGGGCUACGGGACAGCCGCGUGUGAGCCCAGGUGCCACUGUGGAUGGGCUCUACAUCGCCAAAGGAGUCGAGGUCCAAUACGCCAACUACGCAUUCACUCGUAACUCGCGGUACUUCCACGAGCCUUACAGCUACCGACCACAGCGCUGGUUACGUCAGGGUCAUCCAUUCUGGGACCCUGUCUAUGCCAAAGACGCCAGAGAAGACUUCCACCCAUGGGGCCAAGGGAUCAGAGCUUGUCCAGGAAUGAUUCUGUCGUUGCAGGAAAUCAAGCUGAUUGUUGCCAUGGUGCUAUGGGCUUUGGAUGUGAAGAUGCUUCCGGGCCAGCAUGUAGAUUUCGAUAGAGACUUUGAGCUCUAUGGGAUGUUGGAAAAGCCAGAUCUCUGGGUGCGGUUUAACAAGGUGGCUCGAUGA
This is a messenger RNA of Anthostomella pinea, 1518 nucleotides long. Lineage: Eukaryota; Fungi; Ascomycota; Sordariomycetes; Xylariales; Xylariaceae. The record is from the annotation of a GenBank genome assembly.